Molecule: messenger RNA, 756 nt
Organism: Topomyia yanbarensis
Lineage: Eukaryota; Metazoa; Arthropoda; Insecta; Diptera; Culicidae
Exons: 1
Coding region: 1-756 (251 amino acids)
Biological process (GO): DNA integration
Molecular function (GO): nucleic acid binding
Source: RefSeq, a predicted model, not a curated record
AUGGUAGCACCAUACCACCCAGCUACAAACGGGCAGGCUGAGAGAUUCGUCCAAACCUUCAAAGACAAGCUGAAGGCUUUGAAGUGUGAACGCAAGGAUGUCCAGCUGGAACUGUACAAAAUUCUGAUGGCGUAUCGACGUACCAUUCAUCCCACAACCGGCGAAUCUCCAUCUAUGCUAGUAUUCGGGAGGCAAUUGAAGUCGCGGUUAGAUUUAAUUAUUCCGAGUGAUACAAACACAAGUUCUAAUCGCGAGAGGAAUAUUGCAGUGAGAGAUUUUGGUGUUGACGAUCGAGUUUCGGCUCGUGACUUUUUGAGUUCAUCGAAGUGGCAAUUCGGAACAGUGAUGGAACGCGUGGGCAAACUUCAUUACAUAGUUAAAUUGGAUGAUGGUCGCAUUUGGAAACGACACGUAGAUCAACUUCAACCCGGUCCAGUGAAGGAAGCAUCUGAUAAGGAGGCUUUGAUCGAUGCUAAUGAAGUUUAUUGCAGUAGCCGAGCCAGAAAUAUGCUGUUACCUCCCCCAAUUCAGUUACCGCCUGAACAGGGCUACAAUAACCAGGGCAGUUACCAACAAACGAGAUCAACAGGCGACCAAACGAAAAUGCCAACACACUUCCAAACAUCAACUGAUCACUUUGUAGAACUUUCAAGGGAAAACAAAUCCGAACAGGCAAACGAAGCAAGUUUCAGGAGCACUGACAUAUCUCGGCGAUCCACUAGAAUCAGAAAACCUCCAAAUAGAUUAGAUUUAUAA